UUCGUCCCAUGUGCAAAGUUUUGCCUGUGGCGGCCAUGCUUGUGCUGCUAGCUCGCGGAGGCUAGAAUUUGCAACGGAGACUAAGCUGGAGGUGCUAGACCCUGAGAUCGCCGUCUGAAGGUGGUGCAUGUGAAGGGGGCUAAUGUACCCCAGGUUACCACCCGGCUAAACUUCGUCCACGCUGACACCCGGACUCUCUUUCCCGCAUGGGGCACGGCCAGACGGCGGAGUCCCUCAGGCUUCAGCAAGGUUUUUGCGGUGCGUUUCGUUUCACCCCGUGGCGAUCCAGCGCCCCGCGUGGCCCUCUUCACGAGCGCGCAGAACAGGCUGCCGUCGCCGAGGCCGGGCAAAUCAGGGCGGCGAGAGGGCAGCGCGGAGCCCGCAUGUGCCAAAACACAGAGUUGUUGUCGCGCCUUGGGUUAUUGGGCGCCGCGCUGCACACCCGCCGGCAAAUGGGAGUCACAAGGCGGAGCUGCGGAUGGGAUGCCGGAGAGCGCGUUCGACAUCCCCUUUUGGCAGCCCAAACGCUGCCGGCUGAAUGCGCGGGAUGUGGAUGGGCAAACCUGCCCCGAUACCCGAGGGAUGAUCGCCGGACUAAGCUUACUCCAGCAAGUGGACGCUUAGUCGAGCACGGAGGACCGAGACGCAAAUGUCCCCCGUUUUUCCGCCUCGUGGGGGCGUGGGACCGCCGCUUGCACAGUGCGAGGCCGGCGUGGGCGCUGCUGCAGUUGCGGGCUCAGGAUCGCAUUCCAGGGCGGUUGUGCUUCAGGGCUCGCGAUGCUACCUGGAGAGCGUCAGUGGAGGCCCGGUGCCAGCGCGCAACACAGCUGGCGCCGCAGCACGACUGUUGACUGUUGACUGCUGGCAGGCCGGUCGAGUCAUCGCAGC
Trematosphaeria pertusa is the source of this 888-nucleotide messenger RNA. RefSeq lists its product as uncharacterized. The record is from RefSeq and is a predicted model, not a curated record. The transcript has a single exon. Lineage: Eukaryota; Fungi; Ascomycota; Dothideomycetes; Pleosporales; Trematosphaeriaceae. The coding region runs from base 207 to 851 and encodes 214 amino acids.